GAUCGGUUGCGCUUAGAUGCAGGUUUAUCGUUUAAACUUGGACUUUUCGCGAUCGGAAGAUUUUUUUUUUUAUAAAUGUUGUGUUUUUAAGUUAAAAUAUUAAGAUUUUUCAAACCGUCCUCAAUUUUUAAUUUAACUUUUGUGCAUAGUGACUUUACCCAAAAAAAGCUUGAAAGGUCAAUAAAAUCAGUAUACUCGUACAAUUUCGAGAAGAAGUUUUUUUAAUAAUAUUAAACUAAUUUAUUUGAAGCAUCUUUAUUCAAGCUAAAAAACUAGGACACUUGCAAUUUCUUCAAUCCAUUCGAAAUGGGCAUACGAUUUGAAGUUAUUUAUGAUGAUAACCCUUUAGGGAUAUACUAUGCUGGACAAAUAGUUAGAGGUCGAGCAAUAAUUCAUUUAGAAGAAUCGAUGACAGUAAAGGGUGUCAAACUACGUAUGCGCGGAUAUGCCAAAGUUAGAUGGGAUGAACAUGCUGUACCCUCGGACUCAAAAAACACACCAGUUAUUGGUUCAUAUUACAGAAGUGAUGAGGAGCGAUUUUUUGAAAACACCACAGAUUGUAUUCAUGCCAAAGAAUGUAUAUCAGAUUUGCCAGCUGGAACACAUACCUACACAUUUGAAUGCCCUUUGCCUCCAAUGUGUCCUUCGACUUUUGAAGGUACUUAUGGCCGCAUACGUUACGAUAUAAAAAUAAUUGUAGAACGACCGUUAUUGUUUAACAAGUCACAUUCUAUGGAAUUAAAUGUACUUCAACCUUUAGAUCUAAAUCGGCUUCCUGUCUUGCGUAUUCCAGCUAAAAUGGAAGUCCUGAAAUAUUUUUGUUGCGGUCCAUGCAUCUCAAAACCACUUGUUCUUUCUCUUGGUAUACCACAAACCGGCUAUGUGCCAGGAGAAUUGGUUCAUUUUAUUGUUAAAGUUGUCAACCACAGUAAAAUAAUGGUGAGACAAGUGCGACUGGUGUUAAAUCUUGUAGCUUUAUAUUCAGAAAUAAGACGCAAAGAAACUUGGACUGAAAAAAUUCCUAUUGUUAAAAAGGAAUUUGGACCAUUUGAAACAGAUGAUUUUGAAAUUAAAGAUACAAUUCGAGUUCCACCAACACCAAUAACCAGUGAAGAGCAUUGCAAAGUUAUAAAAAUUACCUAUGAAAUAGAAGUAACAGCCAAUUAUAAUGGAGCGCACAAAUCGUCAAAUGUUUCGAUUCCAAUUACAAUAGGAAAUGUCCCUUUUAUCGCAAACUUGAAUGGAAUAUCUGAAGACACUGUAAUUUCAAUUUUAAAAAAUCGAAUUUCAACUGGACGUCAUAUAAACUUGAAUUUUGAAAUGCCAUCACCUUCGUAUAAGAAAGCGUUGUAUGUUAAAUCAUUAAAACCAACAAUCCUCAAGGAAACGUCUUUUAUACCGAGAUAUCCUUUCUAUAAAUAUUGAAUUUAUCCGUAUGAGGAAAAAUGACAGGUUUCUGCAGACACUUAUGCAAAAAAAAAGUUAAUAUUUCAAUUAAGGUUGCAGUACGACAAGGUUUUCAUAUAAAUUUGCCGUCUGUGAAAAAAGUGUACAGUGAAAAAUUUUAAAUUAACGUCAAAUAUACAUAUGUACAUAGUACAUAUGUAGUUCGAAAAUGUAAAUAAAAAUAAGGCAAUUUUACUGACUCAGUCAGAUUACAAAAAUGAUUUUGAGCUCAAAUCCAUUAUUAUUAAAGACAAAUAAGCUAUUAAAUAUUAUAAAAUAAAAAUAAAUAAAUAAUAAA
Molecule: messenger RNA, 1744 nt
Organism: Episyrphus balteatus (marmalade hoverfly)
Lineage: Eukaryota; Metazoa; Arthropoda; Insecta; Diptera; Syrphidae
Product: arrestin domain-containing protein 3-like
Exons: 6
Coding region: 307-1425 (372 amino acids)
Biological process (GO): protein transport
Cellular component (GO): cytoplasm
Source: RefSeq, a predicted model, not a curated record